AUGGAGUUUUCAGCCAAGACCAUUCUUAUUACUGGAGCCACAAGUGGAUUGGGACAAUGCGCUGCGUCAAAGUUCCUGCAACAAGGUCAUACAGUUAUCAUUACAGGCCGCGAUGAGAGCAAGUUGAAACAAGCGACGCAAUCGAUUCGAUACCAUUCACCAGCAUCGAGCAAGCUUUUCACGGUGGUUAUGGAUCAGGAUAACGUCGACUCGAUCAAGCAAGGUGUAGACACUUUGAAGAGCAUGGAUAUUGGGCAACUCGAUAUUGUGAUCCAUAAUGCGGGUGGGAUGCAAGGCGAACGUGAGACGAUCCAACGCGUGGAGAAAACCAUCUUUGUCAAUGCGGUGGCGCCAUGGUACCUGACAUUGCAGUUGAUACCACUCAUGCAACAACAAGAAGGACGUAUCUUAUUUGUCACGUCAUCGCUACAUGAUCCUGAUGCACGUGCUGGUAAAAAAGAAGACAAGGUGGAUGCGAUGUUGAGGUAUCCGGAUUUGGACAACUUGGAUGGACACGUAUGGUGGGAGAGCAUGCCGUUUUAUCGACUUUCCAAAUUGGCACAGUUAUGGCUCAUGUAUCUGCUGGCAGAACGCUAUCCACACCUUUCCAUCAAUGCCUUUUGCCCUGGAUUUGUACCAACCACCAUGCUCAAUCGUCACUCAAGCUUGCCCCUUCGUCUAUUGAUGCGUCACGUGCUUAGUUGGAUGAGCUUUGUUACAUCAGAGGAUGCUGCUGCUGAUGACUAUGUAUAUUAUGCAACCGAUGACCAAUUCACCAAUGUGACAGGCAAGCUCUUCAAGAAGAAGCAGGUCGAGGAAAGCUCCAAGGCAUCGAAGGAUAUGACUAAAGCACGUCAAUUUUGGAAUAUUGCAUGCGACAUUUGCCAAUUGCCCGAUCACCGAAUUGAGUAA
Molecule: messenger RNA, 912 nt
Organism: Lichtheimia ornata
Lineage: Eukaryota; Fungi; Mucoromycota; Mucoromycetes; Mucorales; Lichtheimiaceae
Exons: 1
Coding region: 1-912 (303 amino acids)
Source: RefSeq, a predicted model, not a curated record